Messenger RNA from Cydia splendana, 2917 nucleotides. RefSeq names its product transcription initiation factor IIB (gene TfIIB). The transcript has 5 exons. Gene Ontology annotation, biological process: transcription initiation at RNA polymerase II promoter; transcription preinitiation complex assembly. NCBI's taxonomy places the organism in Eukaryota, Metazoa, Arthropoda, Insecta, Lepidoptera, Tortricidae. Gene Ontology annotation, cellular component: nucleus; transcription preinitiation complex. Bases 33 to 980 code for a protein of 315 amino acids. The record is from RefSeq and is a predicted model, not a curated record. Gene Ontology annotation, molecular function: TBP-class protein binding; RNA polymerase II general transcription initiation factor activity.
CACACAUUGUCUAUAGACACCACUUGACAAUCAUGGCGAGCACGUCAAGAAUUGAGGCAAAUAAGGUGGUCUGCUAUGCUCACCCCGACGCGCCGCUUAUCGAGGAUUACCGGGCAGGUGACAUGAUCUGCUCGGAAUGCGGCCUCGUCGUUGGAGACAGAGUAAUUGACGUUGGUUCAGAAUGGCGUACAUUCAGCAACGAGAAGUCGGGAGUAGACCCCUCUCGUGUUGGUGGGCCAGAGAACCCGCUGCUCUCAGGCGGAGACCUUUCCACAAUCAUUGGUCCUGGCCGUGGCGACGCUUCAUUUGACAGUUUCGGUGUAUCAAAGUAUCAGAACAGACGUAAUAUUAGCAGUACAGACAGGGCACUGAUUAAUGCGUUCAGAGAGAUCAACACAAUGGCUGACCGCAUUAAUCUUCCCAAAACAAUUGUGGACAGGGCUAACAAUUUGUUUAAACAGGUACACGAUGGCAAAAACUUAAAAGGCCGAGCAAAUGACGCCAUUGCAUCAGCUUGCUUAUACAUCGCCUGCCGCCAGGAGGGUGUGCCCCGUACAUUCAAAGAGAUCUGUGCCGUUAGCAAAAUCAGCAAGAAAGAGAUUGGCCGGUGUUUUAAACUCAUCCUCAAAGCUCUGGAGACCUCUGUGGACCUCAUCACUACAGCGGACUUCAUGUCUCGGUUCUGCUCAAACUUGGGGCUCCCGAACUCUGUGCAAAGGGCAGCCACACAUAUUGCAAGGAAGGCGGGAGAGCUGGAUAUUGUGUCUGGACGGAGCCCUAUUUCAGUUGCCGCUGCUGCUAUUUAUAUGGCUUCUCAGGUGUCAAACGAUAAGCGAACCCAGAAAGACGUCGAGAACAUCUCCGGCUUGCCGGGCGAAGCCAUCUGGGAAGCAUAUAGGCUCAUGUAUCCACAUGCAUCCGACAUUAUCCCCAUUAGCUUUGAGCUGUCCGCGCCCAUUCAAUCUCUGCCUAGAAUUUAGGUGGUACCUACACCACAGAUUAACAUUACAGUACAAUCUUAUUCUUUUUCAUUCAUCAUGCUCUGUAAGUGGGUAAUCUUUAGGGUUCCGUACCCAAAGGGUAAAAACGGGACCCUAUUACUAAGACUCCACUGUCCGUCUGUCUGUCACCAGGCUGUAUCUCACGAACCGUGAUAGCUAGAUAGUGGGUAGUUGAAUUUUUCACAGAUGAUGUACCUACUUAAGAAUUUCUGUUGCAAAUACUUACUAAAAAGUAUGGAAUUCUCGGUGGGCGAGUCCGACUCGCACUUGUCCGGUUUUUAUUGUUCUAUAAGUAUGUAUAGUGUGCAGAAAAAGACACGUUUCUGCUAGGCUUAUUUUUUCUUAUUUUUACGCUAAGCGCUAAGCUAUAAGCGCUAAAUUUUACUAAUUUGGUUAUAAAUGGAUUUGUUGUACAAUUUCCAUUUUGAUAUUUAACCCCCCAUUGCAGAAAUAACGACUUUUACCUACUAACUUUUAUUGUUAAGUACUUAAUUGAAAGUACCCUCAUAAAUACUAAAAAAAGUUUAACAUGUUUUUAAUUACACGUUACGUGUACUUUACUUUCCUUGUAUCCUAAUUGAAACGUAGUGAAAGCACAAACCUAUUUCAAUAUCGGCCUAUUGGCGCUCUCACUGCGUACCAAACUACCUCGACUGUAAUCAGUGCCUUUCAUCCCUUGGUUAACAAUUAGAUCACAACGGUUAUGUUAUGUACCUAUUUUACCAAUAGCGACUAAAAAUAGAAGUGAGCGUAAUCGUUGUGAUCUAAGUACAUAAAAAAUAUGUCUCACGAAAGUUUAAUUACAAUCUACUAUUGUCUUAUAGAAAACCUAAUUUGUAACUAUGUAAAAUAUAUAAAUAGGAUAAGGAUAAAAUGUUUGUACCUACCUAUUUAUAAGCAUCUGGGCCCGUUUCGGAUUUUGUAAUAGACAUCUAUUAGAUAUCUUGUAGACAUCGCCAAAAUACGAUAACGAUAUGUUUAAGAUCUAACCUGUCAAAAUUUGACAUUUCCGCGAUUCUGGAGAUACUAUUGAACGAUUUCCACAGGAUAUUACUUAGAGAUCUAAUUCACAUCUAAUAGAUAUCUCACACGAUCUAUCUUAAAAGUGACAUUGGUUGUCUGAAUUGCGCUGCAAAAGAGAACUAGUUGAAAUCUAAACUAUAACGUAUCUAGAAUGGAUCUAGUACGUGUCGUCUCUUGUGAAUAUCUUGAAGUUCGAAUACGGCAGUCUGUCGUUGCCACACCCAAUAUGGGUAUCAUGUAUUGAGUAAGUAUUGAGACAAUUGUUACCGGAAAACUUGACUACGAAUAUGAACAUACAUAUUAGCAAUUAAAAAGAAAUUAAAUAAAUAGUUUGCUUAAUAAUUCUAAGUCUUCUGGUUUUCCAAGGUAAUGGUGAGUACUGGUUUGCUAAAAGGAUAGCACAACUUUAGGUCCCAGGGUAGGUAAGUAGAACUGUUGGAAUACUACUUAUUUGCUCAGUCAGAACAUGAACGACUUUAAGAAAGAUAAAAAGGACUUCAAGGUUUGGCUGACAAGUUAUUUAUUGUUGCCUUGACCCCAAAAGACGUCAACUGACGCGCGCUACAGCCCAAUAUCAACCCUCGUGCAUUCCGACAUGGUUCAGGACGACGGGCGAUACGAUUGGCGUGGCGUUCAAAGGGUUAAGAAAACAUCUUUACAUUUCCCUAAAAUAAUUUGAAUUUUUUAACUAUCCACCAGGUGAACUUGCUAUAGCUUCUGGCUCCAAACAAGAUGUUGCUUCGCCGAAUGCUUCUGCUAUCACCCAGGAGAAAGAAUCCAUUAGCUCUGACAUACACAUGAUACAUGGAUUCAUUGAGAUUGAGAGGAUGGCUGAAUGCGUUAAACUGCCCAAGAGCAUUGUGGAUAAGUCCUGGGACCUGUAUAAACAGGUA